AUGUCCACUACUUUCAGCGAAAAGCUGACCAAGGCAUUUGAGACGAGCGAUCCAAAAACAUCGGAUCUCUCGUACUCAUCUGAAUCAUCAAAUUUAGCAGCAAACAACAAUAACAGCAGCAGCAGAGGCAACAGCGGAGGCAAACUCAAUAAUUCAUGGCGCAACUUUAAAGACUCAUUCAAACCACCAGCAUCAAACUCGCAAAUACUGCGAGACUCUGAUUUGGAGUCCAAUACGGAUAAGCCAGGUCAUGGUAAUGAUGCAUCCGCAACAACACGAGAAGGAGCCCCAUUGAAACAAACUUUAAAGAAACGUCAGCUUCAAAUGAUUGCACUUGGUGGAUGUGUAGGCUCAGGUUUACUAGUCGCAUCAGGAUUGGCAUUGGGCACAGGUGGACCAGCAAGUCUCCUUAUUGCAUGGGCAAUUGUCUCAUCAUUCUUGUACUGUACAAUGCAGUCAUUGGCAGAAUUAUCCAGUUGUUUCCCAGUCUCGGGAUCUUUUGCUACUUACUCAAUUAAAUUCAUCGAUCCAAGUUGGGGGUUUGCCAUGGGUUGGAACUAUGCAUUGUUCUGGGUGGUGGUAUUGCCAUUGGAAUUGGUGGCUUCCUCAAUGACCAUCAAGUUUUGGAACUCAGACAUCAAUAGUGUAGCCUGGGUGGCCAUCUUUUACGUCCUUAUCAUCUUUUUGAACUUGUGCGGAAACAAAGGAUUCGGUGAGACCGAAUUUGUCGCAUCCGUCAUCAAAUUAUUAGGAAUUGUUGGCUUUGAUAUCUUGGCCAUUGUCUUGAUCUGUGGUGGUGGAGACCAAGGAUAUAUCGGAGGAAAGAACUGGCACCCACCAUUUGCCUCGGGUGUAAAGGGUGUCAUCUCCGUAUUGUUGACUGCUACAUAUUCUUUAGCAGGAACUGAAUUGGUGGGAUUAACAUCUGCAGAGUCAGCGGGCGACGCAAGAAAAACCUUACCCAAGGCCAUCAAACAAGUGGUUUGGAGAAUAUUGAUUUUUUACAUGUUAUCGUUAACCUUGAUUGGAUUCCUUGUUAAUGCAAAAGAACCACAAUUGGCCUCAGAUGACAGCAGUGUAUCGACAUCACCAUUUGUCAUUGCUAUCCAACAAGGUGGUAUCAAAGGGUUACCAUCAGUGUUCAAUGUUGUUAUUAUGGUGGCUCUUUUGGCCAUUGGUAAUUCUGCCGUUUAUGGAUUUUCCAGAACUGUUUUGGCAUUGGCUGAGCAAGGCUUGGCACCAAAGAUAUUGACAUAUGUCGACAGGAAAGGUAGACCAUUAGCCGGAAUCGCAGUAUCCGCCAUUGUUGGUUUGCUUUCAUUUGUUUCUGCCUCAAAAUACGAAAAUGAAGUGUUUUCAUGGUUGGUUGCCUUGUCAGGCUUAUCAACGUUGUUCACUUGGGGUAGUAUCAAUGCUGCACUCAUUAGAUUCAGACAAGCAAUGAGGGCGCAAAAUAGAUCAAUCGAUUACAUUCCAUACAAGUCCUCAACCGGUGUUUUGGGUGCAUACUAUGGUUUAAUCAUGAACAUUGUGGUAUUGGCACUUCAAUUUUGGCUUGCAUUGUACCCUGUUGGUGUCAAAAAGCCGCUGGCCAAGACAUUUUUUGAAACUUAUUUGGCUGCCGUCAUUGUGUUGGCGUUUUACAUUGGUCACAAGAUCUGGACCAAAAAUUGGAUUUUGCUCAUCAAGACUGAAGACAUUGACAUUGAUCAAGGUAGGUCCGACGUGGACAUGGAUAUGAUUGUACAACAAAUUGCCGAAGAAAGAGCCGCCUUAGCCGCAAAACCAUUGUACUAUAGAAUUUACAACUUUUGGUGCUAA
Molecule: messenger RNA, 1821 nt
Organism: Lodderomyces elongisporus
Lineage: Eukaryota; Fungi; Ascomycota; Pichiomycetes; Serinales; Debaryomycetaceae
Gene: GAP6
Product: Gap6p
Exons: 1
Coding region: 1-1821 (606 amino acids)
Biological process (GO): amino acid transmembrane transport
Cellular component (GO): membrane
Molecular function (GO): amino acid transmembrane transporter activity
Source: RefSeq, a predicted model, not a curated record